Penicillium crustosum is the source of this 216-nucleotide messenger RNA. RefSeq lists its product as uncharacterized. NCBI's taxonomy places the organism in Eukaryota, Fungi, Ascomycota, Eurotiomycetes, Eurotiales, Aspergillaceae. The record is from RefSeq and is a predicted model, not a curated record. The coding region runs from base 1 to 216 and encodes 71 amino acids. The transcript is spliced from 2 exons.
AUGGAUAAGUGCAAAAAGAAAUCUCUCCCUCGGGGAAUCGAACCCCGGUCUCCCGCGCUUAUCGGUAUUAAUGACAAGCGGAAAUCAUCACCACUAGACCAAGGAAGAUGCGAUGGUCGAGUUACUGCUCGGCCACUUGGCUGGUUGAUGGAAGAUGUGGCAUAUUGUGGCAUCAUAACUGAGGUGAAAGUUGACAUGCAUGGAUCUUUAUUCUGA